Molecule: messenger RNA, 1659 nt
Organism: Rodentolepis nana
Lineage: Eukaryota; Metazoa; Platyhelminthes; Cestoda; Cyclophyllidea; Hymenolepididae
Source: the annotation of a GenBank genome assembly
AUGUUAAAAGCGAGUGAAAAUCUGAGCAAUUGGUCUAAUUUACUGGAAGUUGCAACAACCUGGAUCUGUCUUCUGGUUCACUGGCCCUUCCACUCUGCCUGGUUGAGUCUUUUUCUUGAGGAACACUAUUUAUCCGGUGGGGCUGGUCAGACAAUGCGACAGCGAAUUCGCAUUCCUGGGAUCAUUGGAAGCGAUGGUGACAGUUCCGAUGACGAUGAUGAUGAUGAUGAUGAGAAUACUGCAUCGACAGCAAGUCAGCCUGUUCUGCCAGAAGACACAUUGCCCAUGCUUUAUUCGCGUGUUCUGGAACGACUGGCACCCGCUUUAUCUGCAUGCCGAUCAAGAGGAGGAGCUCUCUCGUCUCAGAUACAAUCUCCCGCAUCUCACCGAUCGCACUCUUCAUCUGGAGGCUGGCAAAACACUGCUGGGGGGUUGCAAACAGGCGCUGCGCUUCGACUCAGUGAGCUUGCUUCACGUGAUUGUGGACCCGAUCGACUUGCAUCUCUUCUCCGCUAUCGACCAAGAGCAAGGGCUCCUAGUCUUACCGCCAAUGCUGCACGACCAAGUAUAUCAGUUCGUCAUUUAGUGGCUGUCAUGGCAUCUUCGCCAUUAAUGAAUCCAAAGACACGGGCUCGUAUUCAAGCUUUCUUAAAUCGACGCGGAUUCUCUCUCAUAAGAAGCAGCAGUCGUGAUUUACAUGUACACCGGAGUUUGCAGUCCUUAAGAGAUCGGGACCUUGAACUACUGCCAAUAUCAAUUAAUCCUCCAAAAACAGUUAGACCUUGUCCAGUGCGAUUAAAGAAUGGAGUACCAAGGAAGCCGUUGAGUAAAAUGACCGUGAAUGACGUCUGCCGUUUGGUUGACGAUAUGAUCGAUCUAUAUAGCAACCAUUGUCCUCAUCGAACAAGAACUAACUCCGAAUCUACCUCCGACACUCCGACUGAAAAUAACAGACACCAGACAACUCCCCAAUUCAUCUCCCGAUCGACUUCAAUAGCCGCUUAUUUUCUUCGUCUUCGAGCUCUUAACAUAAGUGGGGCUGUAUUAACGGUCUGCAGUUUGAAUGAAUCUCUGCGAAGGGAGAUUGGAAUGACCUUUGGAGACUGGCAACUCUUUACGAAACUGAUCAACCACCUCAAGAUGCUGGAAAAUGAAAAUAUACCGAAUCCGCCAACUCCACAGCACAAUUGUCAAUGUGCCCGAUCAAUGGGAGAUUUGGCAAGUAUCCAUCAUACGCAUUGGCAUCAUACUCAUCCAAAUCAACAUGGCUCUAGCAAACCUAAUCACAACACCUGGACGUCAGAAUCAAUACUAGGAGCAGCAACAAAAUGGAGGCAUGGAAAUGAUUCUUCCCCUUCACCAAUUAAUAAUGGAAGUUCCGCAAGUAGUAGCAUAGUGAGUGGAAGUUGCAUGUCUGCAGAUCCAAAUUGGAGAGGUCACGGUUUAUCAAAUCAGGAAGAAACCUGCCAUCUUUCUGGGGGAAGUUGCUCAGUGUACUCUGCUGAACUUUCCUGUUCCAUCUCGUCUUCAGAGGAUACUAUCCCCUCGAAUGCCUCAUCGCCUUCUCUCUCCUCUCUUCACUCUUCAACACUCCAAGAUGAAACGCUUUCUCAAGAUAAAAUAUCUAAUAAGCAUUGGAGAUAUGACGUGAAUGUAUAA